Molecule: messenger RNA, 1767 nt
Organism: Metarhizium guizhouense ARSEF 977
Lineage: Eukaryota; Fungi; Ascomycota; Sordariomycetes; Hypocreales; Clavicipitaceae
Source: the annotation of a GenBank genome assembly
AUGGAUGUCAAAGGGGCCUUUGAUGCUAUUCUCCCCAAUAGGCUAGUCCUACGACUCCGACAACAAGGAUGGCCGGUUUUCCUGAUUUGGUGGAUCUACCACUUCGUCUCCCACCGCAAAGCUCUAGUCAGAUUCCAGGAUGCUAAAACAGGGCCCGCAGAACUGCCCUGCGGCCUCCCUCAGGGCUCGCCUAUAUCGCCGAUUCUCUAUCUCCUAGCCACCACCCCUAUUUACUCUCUUCCAGGAGCAACGGAAAGAUACGGCUACGCGGACGAUACAGCGAUGCUCUUUGUAGGGGACACUCUGGAGGAGACCACUACAAAAGCAAACACGGCGAUCGCCGCAAUGGAAACAUGGGGGCAGCAAGAGGCUUUCUCCUUCGACCCAGACAAGACAGAGGUCAUGCACUUCUCUAGGAAAAGGAACAGUAGCUCGCCACCGGUCUCCCACCAAGGCAAGGAGAUUAAGGCACAGAAGGCAAUGCGUUGGCUAGGAGUCUGGCUCGACCGCAGGCUCACUUUCAACACGCACAUCGAGAAAUGGUCACUCAAGGCCGAAAAGGUUAUUUCACAGCUGUGGUUCGUUAACAACACAGUCCGCGGAACAUCAGCACUAGCAGCUAGGAGAGCGAUUUAUGCCGUAGCCUUACCCACACUCUUCUACGGGCUAGACACAUGGUUUCCCGGCUUCCUCUCCGAGUCAACACACAAGGGUGCAAGGACGAUUACCAAAACCCAUCUCUCAAAGCUUCAAGUAAUCCUAAACAAGGCCUGCCACGCAGUCCUACCCGUUUGGAAGACCACCCCACAAGUCAUUCUCUGGAAGGAGGCGGGUAUACCGCCAGCAGACAUCAUACUCAAGCAACAACAAGCGCGCACUGCGCUCCGUUAUGCCACACUAGAUGCUACGCACCCGGUAUCCAGAAGGCUAAGACAAGCACAGCAUGAACUUGAUCAGAGCAACCACCCAACAACACGUAUCCAAACCCUGCAGAGGCAUAGCCGACUCCUCCGAACAGCGGCAUGGGCGAAGGAGGUCGAACGACCAAGGUUUAUAGCACGCCGCUUCAAUGAUAACAUCCCGACCGAAGCCGCAGGAAAAAGACCACCCAAAGAAACCACCGCUGUAGAAUUCCAGCACUGGCUUGAGGAUAAACCCGCAGGCUAUGUCGUCUUCAGCGACGGCUCCAAGACAGAAAGAGAUACCGCAGGGUAUGGAUUCGCAGUAUUCCACAACGGACGCCUCGCUGAUUGGGGUUUUGGCCAACUUGGCCGCAGAGAAGUCUUUGACGCAGAAAUCCACGGCGCUCUAGAAGGCCUCCAAUGCGCUGUACUCGCCAACUUCACCAACGAACCAAUCACAGUCUGUAUGGACAACACCUCUGUCAUCGACUGCAUCAGAGCAACAGCACCAAACUCCUCACAGGCCCAGUUCAGAGUCUUUCAGAAGUUGGGAGACAAAUAUCCGUACCAGCCAAACAAGGAGCCAAUCUCCCAGUCCCAGAGCACCUUCCCUCACAAUGGUGGCAAGGAGUCGAGCUACGGAAGCUCCCUGAACUCGCUCUCCCACGCCGUCUUUUGGGAUAUCUACUCGCUGCCCGAUCACACUACGGUGACUUUGCGGACUACCACGAAAGAUUUCACCCAGGCCAGGCGACCCUGGAUUGCCCCUGCGGGCGCCAAAAGUCGCCUACCCAUCUCUUCUACUGCAGGAAAGUCCCUCAUCAUCUCCGGGCUCGGCUCGCACCCGACCCUGAAGCGGCGAUAG